CGCGCGCAUAUGCCAUACACACGAAUGGGCUUUGGAAUAUCGUGGACACCGGUGGUUUUUGUACAAAUGUUGAAUCUUUGUGAGAUGAAAAUACAAAUUACUAAAUUAUCGCAAUGAAAGUCGUCGAGGUAAAUGCCAAAGGUGGCACUCCACCCGUCCACCCCGAUCACGAGUUGUCACCAGAGGAAGAAGUAAGAUAUUCGGAGUUGUUUGGAAAACUAGACGUCGACGGUGAUGGACGAAUAAACGUUGAUGAUCUGCAGGAGGGUCUCGUACGAAUGGGAGUUCAUAUGGUUCCCAAUCAUGCCGAAAAAUUUAUGUCAAAGAGCGAUCAAAACAAAGAUGGACAUUUGGACUUUUCAGAAUUUGUUCGCUAUGUGACGGAGCAUGAAAAGCAGCUUCAUAUCGUGUUCAAGAGUGUAGACCAUAAUCAGGAUGGAGCCAUCGAUGUGGAUGAGAUCCUCCUCUCGCUCAAGAAGCUUGGGGUGUCUGUUAGCAAAGAGGAGGCAGAUAGGCUUCUUAAAAGGUUAAAGGGUUGCAAAGGGUGUCGUGACCACCUCCCAAAUCAUGGUCCCAAGCAUGGGGACUUAGAGUGUGUGUGCUAUAUGGACAAAGAUGGAACCCUAAAAGUAGACUGGAACGAAUGGAGGAAUUAUCUCUUACUACAUCCCAGCUCAGACCUACGAGAUAUCUACGCAUACUGGAGACAUGCAACCCAUUUCUAUUACAUAAAUUUAAAUCAAUAUUUUCAUAGACCUCUUGAUCUGGAAUGCUUUCAAAUUCCCCAACGGCUGUUCCUUGACAUUGGUGAGGAUGUGAUGGUCCCUGAUGAGUUCACUGAGCAGGAGAGACAGACAGGGAUGUGGUGGAGGAUCUUAGCUGCAGGAGGAGCAGCAGGAGCAGUCUCAAGAACAGUCACAGCACCACUGGAUAGGUUAAAGGUCAUUCUACAGGUCAUAGGUUCCAAGAAGCCCAAUAUAGGAAUAUUAGAUGGUUUCAAGCACAUGUACCGAGAAGGUGGUUUUAAAUCAUUCUGGAGAGGCAACGGUAUCAACGUUAUCAAGAUUGCUCCUGAAUCAGCUAUCAAGUUCUUGGCGUAUGAGAGGAUAAAACGAUUAUUACACACAGAAGGCACAGAAUUGAAGGUGUACGAGAGGUUCGUAGCAGGAGCUUUAGCUGGAGUAGUAGCACAGACUACAAUAUAUCCCAUGGAGGUGCUGAAGACACGGCUGGCGAUCCGUAAGACAGGGCAAUACAAGGGUAUCUUGGACUGUGCAGUGCAGAUCUAUAAGAAAGAAGGUUUCCGAUGUUUCUACCGAGGGUACAUUCCAAACUGCUUGGGUAUCAUCCCCUAUGCUGGUAUUGACCUGGCAGUAUACGAGACGGUGAAGAAUUCCUGGAUCAGGAAUCAUCAGGACUCACCGGUCCCGAAUAUAGCGGUCUUACUAGGAUGUGGUACAGUGUCAAGCACAUGUGGGCAACUAGCCAGCUAUCCACUGGCCCUUGUCAGGACAAGAUUACAAGCGCAAACCUCAAAAACGAUCACCAUGGGUAGCCUAUUCACAGACAUCAUCAAAACAGAAGGCGUGAAGGGUCUUUAUCGAGGCAUCACCCCCAACUUCAUGAAAGUUAUACCAGCAGUUAGUAUUGGCUAUGUUGUCUACGAGAACACUAAGACUCUCCUAGGCGUCAAAGCGGUCUGAGAAAGAGAUUGAAACUAUUGUAGAAAGGGAUUGAUUGAUUCUGCUAACCCAUUGCCUACCAGCCAGCACCAGGUGAUCCCUGUAUUAACCUAACCCAUUGCCUACCAGCCAGCACCAGGUGAUCCCUGUAUUAACCUUAGGGGAAUGAGAGGAUUCGGUAGUCAACGGGUUACAGGAUGCUGAAGCAGAGCUGUGUGUGGCCUUGAAUGGCUAAAGGACUAUUUGAAGGAUUCAAAGAAAGUAGUUUUGGAGGAGAUAUGAGAGCAGAAGGUAUCACGUCAGGGAGACAGAGCUAUGUAAAGGUGUGUGAUUAAGCAAGCUUCAAUGGAUUCACUCUGUCAGCAGUGGACUGAGAACCACUAACUAUUUGAUGAACGCAAUGUUGGAAUGCUUGCCGAUUUCCACGCAAGUUAUAAAACUGAAAUCAAUACAAUUUCAAAGCUGCAGUGUAGCUGUGGGUAGCUACAUGUACCUGUUAUAGAGAAGCAAUUGAUGCUCGGACACAUUGCCUGUUUGGAGCCAGAAGGGCAUUAGCUCAUAUAAUGUAACACAGAGUUAAAGCCCUUCUAGCUCUGAUCAGAUGAUAUAUGCAGUACAAAAGAACAAAUAAGGUGUAGGGGCAUACUGUACAUGUUCAUGCACUGCAUGUUUGUGUGGUGACUUUAUUGAUAUGACUGAAUCAGGCACUAGUUUUUAUUCGGGAGAAGGGGGGGGGGGGGUUAGAAAUUGGAUUUGUGUCAUGCACAAUCAAAAUCUUUAUAUUUUGAAAGUAAAGGAGCACCAUAUUCUUUUAGCUGAGAAAGAAAUGACUUUUUUCAACACAUUGGCACCUAUUUUUGUGUGAGAGCUAAACUUAACUUCAUUGUGAAGACAGGAUUACUUAAUAGUUGGUCUGUACUGUUGUUCAAAUCAAAACUUAUUAAAGGUCAAAGGAAACCAUGGAUACAUAUUCUAUCAAUAAGAAGUGUGCUCAUCUGUAAAGGUUUGUUCACACUUGAUGCGGGAAAAAUCGGUAGGGUUUUGGGCAUGCUUUUUUUCUUCAUAUGUGGGUGGCAAGUGGGGAUGAUAAAAAGAUUCUGCAUGCAACACAUGUUCUAUGUUCACUCUUAUUUGUUUGUUAUAAGAUGCAUCAUUUUUUAACAGCUGUCAUAAACAACUAUUUGACUUAAAAAUUAAUUUCAAUGAGAAUUUGCCCUCUUAUUGCUGAAAGGGUAUUGUGUAUUUGAGAGGUCCAUUGUCUGAUUUUAUAUAGUGCUUUUUUCAGUAACAAGUAGCUGAAAAAGCACUGUAUAAAAUCAGUUAUCAUAAUUACUCCUGCAUUACCUCUUGCAAUAUCUUUCAUAAGGCAUUAACUACAAAUAACCUCAAUAUUCAUAGAUUAAAAGAAAUAUUUGUGUAUAUUUUGAGCACUGUCUAUUCCUAUCAAUGUGUGUGUGGUGCUCCUAAAUAGGUACCGAUAUGUAACUUUCUGUAAUUGAGAUUUUUGAAUAACAGAUAUGAGAAGAGCAUGAAGAAAAAGGGUCUCUGAUUGAUCAGUACUACUGUGAUUUAGCUUUUGCCUCUUCAGUGAAGCAAAUCUGGUCCCCGUUUUAUGAACAGUUGCCAUUCAAAACGAUCACAACUUGAUAUCCAUCACAUGUAUGUAUACAUCGGAUAGAACUUUGUUUUUUAUUCAAGAAUUUGUGAUUGAUGUAGAACAGUUGCAGCUCAUAAUACGAAGAAGGCCCACACAUUCAAAUGUGAUUUGAAAUUGAGAUGGUAUCACAAACCCACAAGUAUGAGUAUCAUAAUUGUAUGCUUUGAGAACAACCACUCACCCACUGUCAUUAACGACUAAGCUGCCACGUAUGGUGGGAUAAUGUAGUGCCCCCCCCCCCC
This is a messenger RNA of Strongylocentrotus purpuratus (purple sea urchin), 3581 nucleotides long. RefSeq names its product calcium-binding mitochondrial carrier protein SCaMC-2. Gene Ontology annotation, molecular function: calcium ion binding; ATP transmembrane transporter activity. The record is from RefSeq and is a predicted model, not a curated record. Lineage: Eukaryota; Metazoa; Echinodermata; Echinoidea; Camarodonta; Strongylocentrotidae. Gene Ontology annotation, cellular component: mitochondrial inner membrane. Gene Ontology annotation, biological process: transmembrane transport. The transcript has 11 exons. The coding region runs from base 114 to 1703 and encodes 529 amino acids.